CACAGCCUCUCCGGAUCACGGGACCAGCCGCUGCUAGAGAUCGCAGCACACACAGCCCAGCGACGGAGAGGAGGAGAGGAGCCAGGGACGAGCGGCUGCCCUCCGUACGCUGGCCCGACCCCGCUGAGCCAUUCUCACUCGCACGCUCUUUCCUGAGGAGGCAGGGCGGCAGCACCAGAGAAAACACAUACAUAUAAAGAUAUAUCUAUAACACGACUAUACAUAUAUCAAUAUAAAGUAUGCCUGUUUUCCUAAAUCACGGCACCUGGGGGUGACCACAGAGCUGUACAGGCCAGGACAAGAGAUAGCUGGACAGUGUGGCACACAGCUCGGAUUAUAGGGGAGACAUAACAUUUACAAAGAACACAUCAACCUGUAAAUAGAAAUUUGGGAUGCAUUGUGCCUCUUUCUCACUGCUUGCCAAGUGUUUGGUGGGACAGGGGUUGCCGCAGAUACGAUGCAUUAUCCAUAUCGUCAAGGUCACAGAUGGGUUCUAAAAGUGCCAUGGAAACAGCUUGGUUGUCUUAGAGCCCAGUAAUAUGGUUACAGCCAUCAUGUGUUACAAGCGUUGUCGAGGAUACGGACAGCCGCAUUGUGAAUGAAGUGGACUGAUCCUUUGGGAGGGAGGUACCAUGCUGGAGUCCAAGCCCCUGACUGGGUGACUGGAUCUACUGGAUAUUUAUCAAGAGGCCUCAGGGAACAUCAUCUUGUUGCCUCUGUGCUGAGGUGGGCAGGUCUGUGCCAGAUCAGUCCAGUACAGAGCCUGCUACCACAGGCUGUUCUUCACCCCUUGGGGCUGUUCAGGAACCCCUGAGCACUACAGGGUGAGAAUGACAUUCCGCUCACUCUGUGCCCUUUUCACUCUCGCCCUGUGCAUGGCGACCCCUUCCUACACCCAGACCACCGUCGCCACAGACAUACAGGUGGCCAAUCGGACGGUCGUCCCGUCCGGCUCCCCCGAGCUCAAGCUCACGCCGGCGGGUGAGGAUGACAGCAUUCCCAUUGGAGGCAGCCGCUGCUGGGGCUACUACGACGUGAUGGGCCAGUGGGACCCGGCGUUCAACUGCAAUGCCGGCAUUUACCUCUUCUGCUGCGGCUCCUGCUACUACCGCUUUUGCUGCCAGUUCCGCAUCCACAGCCUGGACCAGACAUCCUGCUCUAACUACGACACACCCGUCUGGGCCAACACAGGACGGCCCUCUGCCCCCGUCACCGAGGUGCAGGAGCAGGCGGACCGCGACCGCACACACAUGAUCGUCUACAUCAUCUGUGGAGUGGUGGCCAUCAUGGUCCUGAUAGGAAUCUUUACCAAACUGGGUGUGGAGAGGAGCCGAGGACGGCAGACUGAUAUGAGAAACUCCAGGAUGCUGACUGAUCUACUGAAGCAGCCCGGAGAGGUGGGGGGUAUGGACAGAGGUGGAGGGCACCACCCAAUCGGGUCCAAUGGAAUCUCUGGCCGAUCGAUGCGGACCAACAAUGAUCAGAAUCAUCUGAGUAAUGCAGCUCUUCCAUCUCUGACUCCUGCUAUGACUCUUUCCCACCCCCACAAUAACCUCUCCAUGGCCUACAAGUACUCCGCUCUCAAACCCAUAGUUGAUACAACUGCCAGAGACUACUACAAGAGUUAUCCUGUAGUGGACUACAUACACCGCCAGCCUUCUCCUGCCACCUUCCAACCCAUCGCUUUCCACCCAAAAGACAAGCCCUUCCUCCCACCACCAGACAUCCACGCCCCGCUUGCGAUCACCAUCACACCCACUCACCUCCCCAAGCCCAAUAUCUCAAAGACCAACACCCACCCCCUCACCUCCAGUUCAGCCUUCAGAGCCUGGGACCCUGUUAAGAGCCCUGCCCUCCACCAUGUACCCCUUAUUGGCCAGCCGCAGCUGCCACUCUCCCACCCCAGCAGCCGACACCAGGCCUAUUCUUACAAGCAUCAGUUCAGCAUAGAGACAUUGCCAGAGAUGUUCCCUCAGCCCAUUGGGUACAGACAGUCCCCCCACCUCCUACCCAAACACAAGCUGCCGACAAACAGCAAGACAGAGGUGACUGUGUGAAAGCAGGCCUAGCAUGAUGAAGAGAAGAGAAGAGAAGAGAAGAGAAGAGAAGAGAAGAGAAGAGAAGAGAAGAGAAGAGAAGAGAAGAGAAGAGAAGAGAAGAGAAGAGAAGAGAAGAGAAGAGAAGAGACUGUCAAGGCUAAUUGGAAGGUUUAUGAUUAGAAACAUAGUAGCUUGAAAAUGGGUUUAAUAAGAUGCUGUGGUGGUAACAGCUGACUGGGUCAACCAAAACAUUUUCUGAACAAAAGGAAAGUAUUUUGGUGAGUGGUCAGUGUCUCACAGAACUUUAGGAUCUCUGGGUCAUAUUUUUAAUCUACCUUCCAUUAAGUCUCUCAGCCCUCCAUUGUCCAUGAUUCUGCGAAAUACUGUGAGGGAGCUGGACCUUCUCAGGAGCCCUGUGUCCCACAAGACCUUACACCCUUGUGCUGUCAGCUCCCAUCCAACCUCCAGCUUACACAGGGGAGACAUCACUACAGGAGGUGAGAAGAGAGGAGCAUGAGGCGAGGGAGAGCAAGCAGAGUUGUGAAGGUUAAUGACAGAGCUGGUUUAAAGUGGGUUGGAGACAGUGUCAUUUAUUAACUGAAUUGGAGACAGAGGUGGUAUAAACUGGGAUGGAAAUAGGGUUGAUUAUUUUCUGUUUUGGGGAUAAAGUAGUUUAUUAAUUGAAUUGGAGACAGAGCUGGUGUAAAGUGGAUUGGCAUCAGGGUUCCUUGUUUCCUGGUUUGUGGACAGUGUCAUUUAUUAUAUGAAUUGGAGACAUGGUUGGUCUAAACAGGGUUGAGGACCACAUUGACAGGAGGCAUGGUUUGUGGUUCUCAAGAGUCUGAAUAGGAAUAGAAGUCAAAAUGGCAACAGGAAGACACCAGGUGUUAAUUGGCUUGCGAACAUUUGUGUCAGGCUUGGGUACAGAUGUGGAAGAGUUACAGUUUUAAGUGACAGCAGAAGUGGGACAGAAACAAGUUUUACUGCUGCCAGUCAGUCAACACUGCUCCUGCAUGUAGUCAUGACAGCUCCUCUCCAGUUGUUACUAUUUGCACCAUCACCCGGUACAGGCGAUAAAGUUUACAGGUAUAGGCAAUGUUAUGAAACUUGGACACGCAGAAAUCACCAGGGACAACAGUGGCCUGAGAAGAUGGGAGUGCCAUAGCAACAGACAAGCGACUGUCUAGGUAGCUGGGUAGGAGUUCAGAAAAGUCAGUUUCUGCUGUAGAUACAAAAAAUUGUUAUGUUUCAGAAGUGCGACCUGCAUCAGAACCACAGGAUGCUUAUGCUCAUAAAAGUAGCUGGACUGCAUUGCUAUUUUGAUGCAUGUACACCCUUGAUGAUACCACUAUUUUGGGCUAGAUGUUCUGAGAAAACAACACAGACAUGGGCACUAUUUUGUAGACUUUUUUAAGUGCCAAAACAACACUGGGUGACAUAUAUAACAGAAACAAAUAACCCACCAAGGAUGUAUGCUAAGCUAGUAUCUGUGAGGACAUAGGAGAUGCUAAACCAUGCUACUCCAAGCAGAGAUGCGUGUUAUGAUGUGCUAGUCCAGGCAGAGAUGCCUGUUAUGCUGUGCUAGUCCAGGCAGAGAUGCAUGUUAUGCUGUGCUAGUACAGGCAGAGACAUGCACUGUGCUGUGCUAUCAUGGAAUAAGAGGCAGGGAUGGGUGCUGUGCAGCACAAAGCGAUCCCAGGCAGGGGAAAAUGACUGAUGACUGCUGUUGGAUCUCAGCUCGCCUAUGCUGCUCCAAUCUGUUUGCUGGCCUGCUUCUGGCAGCUGGGAUGGCACACACUGCACUGCAGGGGGCGCUGUAAUUAACGACGGCCCCUUUGUGAUGUGACAGAGCUAAAGUCCCCAGCUCCUCAUCCAGAGCCGGACAUACAUACACUUUCUACAGCUGAUACUGCCGCUGGCCAAUUGCAAAAAUUCUGCCUUUUGACUACAGAAAUAAGACAAUUUGACCUUAACAAAUUUUGCCCAGAUAGAAUUUAAUAGUAGCAGAGAGCAAAGUAUCGUAUGACUGAAUUGUAAUUUUUACAGGAUCAUGAAUGUGGAAAAAGAAAAUUUGAAGGGAUUUCCUGAUCUGCACUACUUCCAAAUGCUUCAGAACCCAGGAUGAGAUGGAAUUACAGGAAUCAGAAAAAUAAUGCCACACUCAUGCAAAAUGUCACACUCUGCAAAGUGUCACCACUGGAAUAAGUGCACUUUACACUAGUGCUAAACUAUAGCAGCAACAAAAACAGUCUCUCCCUCUCACCCUUUCGCUCUCUCUACUUCCAGCAGGGUGCAUUUUGAAAAAGAGAAAAAGAGUUCGUUUCUACUUAGUGACAAACUGUCAGGACAGGCCUGUAUAAAAUGCAGUUGUUGAGGUUUCAACGAACAGUUUUAAACAAAAUUUCCCACACAGUCUCAUGGGGUGGUGCUGAGUACAGCGAUGCGAUUUAAUUAUCUGGCCCUGCUACCAUCCAUGGGUCUGUCUCCAUGGAGAUUGGUCUGGAGUAUCUCUUGGCCCCGGGUGAACCCACAGGACUCAGUCACCAGCCAGCCUGAUACACAGAUGUUAUCAGCCACUGUCUCUACAUGUAGCCAAUUGCAUACGACAAAGCCUGGGAGAAAGAGAACACAGCCACAUUACAGACUGCAAAGGCAACAGUGUUAUCCUCCAGAUGUUCACUGACUUUCUCCUAUAGAGCAGGGAGUUCUGUGAUGAUGAGACCCCUCUUCAUAACUAGAGCACCAGCGGACUCCUGUAGGGUAUCUGAAGGGCAGCUGGAGGGCACCUGGAGGGCACGAGAAGGUGCCAAAAUCUGCCAGAAUCCUGGGCAGUGUGGGAGAUGUGUUCUGGCUUUCAACAUAAGGACAAGCAUAAGAGUACUCCUCCAGACACUCCAUAGCCUAAGAAAACCUUGGACACCUUGGAUUCAUUUAUCAUCUGUCCUGGACUUGCAGGAGCAGGACCAACAUGUAAAAACACAAGGUUAGAGUACAUAGGAUAGAAUACAGUAUGGUAGAGUAUGGCAGUCUGCAGUAGAGUACAGUUGGGUAGAUAACAGUAAGAUAGAGUAGAAUAAAGCAGAAUACAGUAUCAUAGGAUAAAGUAGAAUACCAUAGUGUGCAGUAGAGUAGGGUAGAGUAGAAUACUGGAGGGUACAGUAGAAUAGAGUAGGGUAGAGUACAGCAAAUAAACCUCUUUGAUGCUGUCUCCAGAAGGUGUAAAUAUCAAAUGAGCUCAGUGACUGUUGUAUUGAAAGAGUUCUGUUAUCCUAUUGAAUGCAGCCAGUAGUUCCAUACUCCAACUGAACGCAGCCAUGAGUUCCAUACUCCAACUGAACAUGACCAGGAGUCCAAUACUCUAAACACAGCUUGUGUUUUGUCGCUAGCAAUACAGUGUAUACAGUUCUACCUGUUAUGUUUUGUACAGAACUUAAAAAUACUGAAUGUUGAGUUGAACUUGUAGCAUUUGACAAGCACGUCGAAGUGCUUCCAGAGUUUCAGUACACUUUUGACAUGGCCCUUUCACAGUUUAAAGAUGUCUUUGUUGCCAUGUUUGAAACUUGUUCUAUGUAUAGUAAAUAAUGUUUAAUAUAAUCUCCUUUAACAAUGCAUUAAUGUUUUGGUGAAAGAUUACUUGCUAAUCAAAUGAUUUUGGACAGUGUAUAAAAAAUAAUCAAACUUAAAACUUUCCAUUUGUUGGUAGUGUAACAUGCUGGCCUGAGUUGCCGAAGUGCAUGGAGCAGGACAAACAGACUCUCUCGACAUGGACGAACAUUUAAUUACAUAAAACAUAACGGCACUUACAUAUAACGCAAGCAAUAAAUGUGAAUACUUAACGAUUAACACUGAACAGAACAAUGAACAUGACUACCUUUAACAAUGACGAAAAGUACAAGUUGACAAUGACGACUCUAACAUUUACAUCAACACCCUACAUCAACAAUGACCAACACCCUGCACACAAGAACACAGGUUUGUAUACAUAAAGACAAGACAAGUUGCAGGUGUGUAUAGGCGUGGCCACAAACAAAUAUCCUCCCACUUCACAUGGCGGGCCAAACCUUGUGACUCGCGGGAGGCAAGCAUUCUGUGACAGGUGGUUUAAUUGCUGUGUAUUCAUAUAACCAUGUAAGCUGUACCUUUUGUCAGUGAUUACAUUUGAAUUUGUGUUAAUAUAAGGGCUUAUUAAUAAGGAAAACCGCUUUUAUGUGUAAGAUGCACAAAAACGUUGAACUAAUUCCAGAUUCUCCAACACGAAACAACGCAGUUUGAGAGUCCAAGGAUGACAAUUUCCAGCACCUGGCUAAAAUAAAGGCAACAGAAUGGCAUGUAGGUUAUGGGCUGAGAAACUGAGGAGGAUGUGUGUGACAAGACCCAUGCAGCCACUCUGAGCAAUCAAAUGAUCCUUAUUUUCCUUCAACACUGGUAGGGUUAAUUGACUGUAUGGUUAGAGAAACUGUUCCAUAGGUGAAGUGCUUCAGGUGUGACUAAAGGAACACAGCCUGGUAUGCUGGAAUAUGCUGGGGUACACUGGAAUAUGCUUCUGUGGGUUGUUCUAGGCUACCGCAUGUCAAAGCCUAACAGAAGGUAAUAGCUUGUAUGUUGACCUUCAGCAAUAAUAAAAAAAAUGUCUACAAUUAAAUCUAUAUCUGUUGGGCAGAGGAGUAAAUGGUUUUCAUCUUCACAUUGCUUUGGCCAGAGAGAUUCCAGAAGAAGGACCUUAGCCUUUGGAGAUGUUUGACUGCUAUUAAGAUCAGUGGCUUUGGCUUUGUUUCUUAAUAUUACCAUAAGUUGAUAAAGAGAAACUAAUAAUAAGAAUAAUAAUAAUAAAAGGCCUGGAAAGGCCACCUCCUCCAUUGGUUCUGAGGUGCUUUUGAAUAUAAUGCUUGGACGGCAGCAGCAUUAUGUAAAACAGGAGAAGCCACAAAAUAAUUGGGGAAACCAGCACUCAGAGGAAGCCUCUAGUCAGCUGCUAUAAACAGGUCAUAGCUAAUGAAGAGCCAUGCAUGACCCAGGCUCAAUUCUUACAGGAGAACUAAUUAGGCAUGCACUUGUUUUUAAUGAUCCCAUUGGCAGGAAUUUUGAUUUUGUUGUUGGUUUCAUCUACUGUUAAUUGUAAAUUUUAAUUAUCUCAUAUUUAUGCACAAAUAAUGGUUUAGAGCAAAAAGAUACUGUAAAUAUAUGUCAUGUGAAAAAUAUUUUUUUGUGUAUAAAAUGUGAACCUACAUCAGCAUGUACAUGUAUGCACACACACAAACACACACACACUACAUAUAUUCCUUGGUAGUGGCCGUGGGUGCAGAGUGCACUUUGCUCUGAGCAGCCUAGCUCUGCUGCUCUGCCAGGGGCUUGCAGUCACAGUGAAGACACACCAGCAAAGAAGCUGUUCUUUAUGUAGCAAUGACAACUAGUACAAAGAAGCAGUCCAUUUGACUGUGGAAGCCCACUGAGUAUUCUAGAACCAGGUGAUUGUGCAGUGGCUGGCUUGACUGCUAAUAAGAAUCCUCAUUGAGAUUACACUGCUGAGUGGACCAACUGUCCAAAUGCAGACCUUUAUGGUGCCCAGUGCAGACCCAGCUCCAUAGACCUGCAGUGCCAUCCACCACCACCGCUGCUCACAGGUCUACAGUAGCAGGUCUCUGCUACUCUAAGCUUAUUCUGAAGUCUUUCUCCAUCACACCUGGUUGGCCACCUUAUCUGGGAAAAGGCAUUUAGAAGGUAGGAGUCCACUUUCUGAACCAUUCUCCUCUCCUGCGACCUCUGCAUUCCUCAUUCUCUCCAUCCAUCCUGCUUUGGUGGAGAGAGAGAGUGAAGGCUGGUAUAGAGAGAGAGAGAGAGAGAGAGAAAGAGAGAGAGAGAGAGAGAGAGAGAGAAGGCUUGUGGGGAGAAAGACUGAAGACUGGUGGAGAGAGAGAGAAUGAAGUCCCAGAUGGCACUGAUGUCUGAGUUCAUUUGAAGCCCAAGCGUGAGUGAGAGCCAAUCCAUCUUAACAUCCUUCCCAUACGCUCAGUCUGCUUGGAGCUGAAUUAAAUUCACCUCAGCUAACUUUUCACUCUCCCCAUCUCUCUCUCCUUCUUCUGCAGUUUCUUUAUGAACCUCCUCAUUCAAUAUUUCAGUAAAUUCUCUUUAAUCUUUCACUGAAGAAUUUUCCAGCUGUGGUCAAUCUAUAGGCUCAGUGUGUUACGGUAAGGGUUUUCCAGCACUUACUAAAGUGUACCACUGAGCAACUUAAAACAUUUCUAUGACAUACUUCAGACAGGAACAAGGAUGUACAGGUGUUAUGGACCAUUGCAGCAGCACAUGUAUAAUGUUUGGCUUCCCAGGAUCAAACCCAUGCGAACAGAAAGAAACAAAAAAAUCAGCCCAGAGGACUGGUGAGCAUUCCAUAGUUGUAUUUCAAGCAAUUUCAGUAUGAAACCAAUGUCAUGUUGUCCUGGGAAUCCUUCAUGAAUCAUGCUGUGUUCCUCAGACAUCAGCCAACCUCUAAAACUCUAUAUGACCAUAUGAACCAUUGUGGAAUGGAGAACAGCAAACUUGCUCUGGUUCAAAUGGUCCGAACUGAGUUGUAACUGCAUCUCUGGACAUGUAACAGUACUUAAUAUUAACAUUCCUAUUAGUUAUGAUGUUGACGAUAAAGGUUUUUAGAAUGCUACUUACAGAAACCUGUAUGUUUUUUUAGCAUCUGUUUAUAGACAAUCCUUACUAAAUGGUCUUUGUAUAAACUUACUACAAAAAUUAAAAUGAAGAGCAAAAUA
Molecule: messenger RNA, 8794 nt
Organism: Electrophorus electricus (electric eel)
Lineage: Eukaryota; Metazoa; Chordata; Actinopteri; Gymnotiformes; Gymnotidae
Product: protein shisa-8
Biological process (GO): regulation of AMPA receptor activity; regulation of short-term neuronal synaptic plasticity
Cellular component (GO): dendritic spine membrane; postsynaptic membrane; AMPA glutamate receptor complex
Source: RefSeq, a predicted model, not a curated record